GCCUCGUCGCUCGCCGCCCACUGCUCCCCUGCAUCUGCCCAGCAUCUGCCGAGCGUCUGCCCGGCGUCUGCACUGCAUCUGUCCAGAGUCACCCCGCCGCACCCGCCAUGUCCCAGAAAGCCAGCAGCAUCGUCGUCCUCUACGCCUCGCAAACCGGCAAUGCCGAGUGGAUCUCGUCGCACAUCCACCAUGAAGCGCAGGAACGGGGAUACUCGUCCUCGCACUUUGUCAUGGACGACUAUGCCAAGGUUCCCUUUGCCGAGAACAACAUUUUGGUCUUUGUGACCUCGACCACCGGCGACGGCGAUCCGCCAGACAACUCGACAAAGUUCUGGCGCUGGUUCCGUCGUGCCAAGAAAGGCGAGCUGGAUGCGCUCAAGGACAAAAAGUUUGUCAUGCUCGGUCUUGGAGAUACCAACUAUUCCAACUUCUGCCAGGCCGCCAAGCGUUUGGAGCGAAAGCUGCUCGAUCUGGGCGCCAUGCCUCUGUUCCCCAAGGGUCUCGCCGAUGAAGCAACCGGCCUUGAGCCGGCCGUCGAGGGCUGGCUGGAGACCCUGUGGAAGGAGCUUCCGAAUGUCGUCGAAUUCGAUGCGACCAAAUCUCAGUCCUAUCACGAGCGAGUGCAGGCGGAAGGAAAGGUCUCCGCAUUUGGCACUCGCAGUACCAAGACUGGCGAUGCAAAGACUCCCGAAGAGCCCAAGGCUGCAGAGCCUUUGUCCAAGCCUGCUCCCGCUGAGUCUACUGCGACAAUUGUCGUGAAGGAGCUGGCCGAGGCGCUGCCGGCUGUGCCCAAACAGCCGGACUACACUCCGGUGCCGAUUGUCGUCGAUAUGUCGUCUCUGGGAGAGGCCACGUCCCUCACUGGCCUGGCCAAGCUCCCUCCCACGUAUCUGGACGUCAUUCCGUUUGAGGAGCCCCGUCUGCUCAAGGCCAGCCGGACGAUCGUGUUCCCGUUCUCGACGUCGACGUGGAAUCCCGCCGAGACCUUCACGACCGAGGACGGCGCCAAUUCGUCAGUGUAUGCAUACACGGCGCAUAUUCCAUACACCCAGGCCAAGUUGGCAUCGGUCCGCUGCCUGACCGGUAACAAAGCCCUCAAGAGAGUCAUCGAGAUUGUGCUGGAUCUCGGAGCGCUGGACUGGGACUACGUCCCAGGCUCGUCGUUUGGCAUCGUCUGUCCCAACCCUGACGGACUGGUCCUGCCACUCUUGAAGCGACUUGGUCUGGACCCCGAAACCGUCGUCGAGGUGAAGCCCAAGAAAAAGGAAGAUGCUCCCCCCUUUGAGACAGAGAUCCCGCCAUCCUACUACGAGAUCUUCCGCCACUUCUUGGACCUACACUCGCUGCCCCGCAAGUCCCUCUUCCGUCUGUUGGCCGAGUACACGUCCGAUGAGAAGGAAAAGACCCAGCUCAUGUUCCUGUCGAGCACUCAAGGAAGCAACGCAUACAAAGCCCUCCGUGCCCAAGCCCCCACCCUGCUUGACAUCCUCGCCACCUUCCCUUCGUGCCAUGUUCCUGUCGAUCGCCUGCUCGAGGCUGUCCCCCGACUUCAACCUCGAUUUUACUCGGUCGCAUCCUCCCCCCUCGAUGGCGCCAACCAGGUUGCCUUUGCCUUCAACAUUGUCGAGUACGAGACCGAGGGGCCAAACAAGAAAACCGUGCACGGUCUGUGCUCGACGUGGCUGGACCAGCUGACCGGUAGUGUUGUCGAGCAAGGCAAAGUCGAUCUCACAAGCAAGGCGAUCAAGAUUGCCAUGUUCCCGAGACCCGCAGGUGACUUUGUCCUGCCCGAGUCCUUCGAGAGACCGAUUGUCAUGGUCUCUGCCGGCACGGGCAUCACGCCGUUCAUUGGAUUCCUGAAGCAUCGCGCUGCUCACAAGAAAGCGCACUCAGGCACCCCUGUCGGCCCCGCGCUCCUCUACCACGGCCGCCGAUUCCAGCAGGACGAUGCUCUGUACGCCCCUGAGAUUGAAUUGUUCAAGAAGGACGGCUCGCUCACCGAGAUGCAUGUUGCCACGUCGCGCGAGCCCGAGGGUUUCAAAUACGUGCAGGACCACCUCCGUGCUCAUGCGGCCGACAUCUGGUCGUGGAUCCAGAAAGAUGCUGUGAUUUAUGUCUGCGGAUCGGUUGCCAUGGCCAAGGAAGUCCAGAACGCGCUCGUCGAGGUUGUGCAGAAGGAGGGCAAGCUUGAGGGCGCCGUGCAGGCGAUUGAGUUCCUCGCCGAGUUGUCGAACACCAAGCGAUACCUCAAAGACAUUUGGUCGUGAGGAACGAGCGGCGUCGAUGGCAUUGCUGGGUCGAUCACGGAAAACGGCCGCUAUACUCUAUGAUUCGCUCGUCAUGGUGUGUGAGGGCUGCCAUGCCGCCGGCUCUGAGAUGUCUAGAUCGCAGAAGUAGAACCUCACACAAACCGAAACGGCACCAUCGUUUCUGAGCGCGACUGGCGGCCUUUUCGAGGUCCUGAAUACACAUCCAUCCAUCCAUCCAUC
Molecule: messenger RNA, 2489 nt
Organism: Polychytrium aggregatum
Lineage: Eukaryota; Fungi; Chytridiomycota; Chytridiomycetes; Polychytriales
Exons: 7
Coding region: 108-2267 (719 amino acids)
Biological process (GO): homocysteine metabolic process
Cellular component (GO): cytosol
Molecular function (GO): flavin adenine dinucleotide binding; FMN binding; [methionine synthase] reductase (NADPH) activity
Source: RefSeq, a predicted model, not a curated record